Cuscuta epithymum is the source of this 1713-nucleotide messenger RNA. NCBI's taxonomy places the organism in Eukaryota, Viridiplantae, Streptophyta, Magnoliopsida, Solanales, Convolvulaceae. The record is from the annotation of a GenBank genome assembly.
CUCCUCCGCAGAUAUAAAUUCACCAUCUUUAUGUCAUCACUCUCAGAACCCAGAACCCUUUCUUCUCUCUAGAAGCCACCACUUUUUCAUGUCUUUGUUUCUGCUAAUCACAGUUUGAAAUGGUCGCGUGAAAAUUAAGAUUUCAGCAGAUUCUUUGUUUCAAUUCCUUUAAAAGGGAGGAGAUUUAAACCAUUUCUCCACUUUCUAUCAGACCCAGAAUCUGCUAGCCGUUUGUUUUUGCUCUGUAAUUUUUUUUUCUUCUAAAAAAUGGGGAAGAAAGAUCAGUUUUUGAACGAGAAUGAACAGAGAGUUCAUGCUGUUCUUGAUAUCAUCAGGAAACAAACUCCCCUGUCUCUUAAACAGGAAAAAUUCUGCAGUAAGGUUUGUGUAGAGAGGUUUUUGAAAGCCAAAGGGGACAAUGUGAAGAAAGCUGCUAAGCAACUGAGAGGCUGUCUUGCUUGGAGGGAGUCUUUGGGAAUAGAUCGUCUUAUGGCAGAUGAUUUUUCAGCAGAACUUGCAGAAGGUGUGGCUUAUGUUGCUGGUCAUGAUGAUAACUCUAGGCCUGUUAUGAUUUUCAGGAUCAGACAGGAUUACCAGAAAUUCCAUUCACAGAAAAUGUUUACUCAGAUGUUGGCCUUUACGAUGGAGGUUGCUAUUCAAACAAUGGCAAGACAUGUUGAGCAGUUUGUGAUCCUCUUUGAUGCCAGCUUUUUCAGGUCUGCCUCAGCUUUUCUGAACAUACUGUUGGCAGCUCUCAAGGUGGUCGCCGAUUACUACCCUUCUCGCCUUUACAAGGCCUUUGUUAUUGACCCUCCAUCUCUCUUCUCUUAUCUUUGGAAGGGGGUAAAGUCAUUUGUUGAGCUUGCACCGUUGACCAUGGCGGUAUCUUCCAUUGACUUCGAAGAUCCUUUGGAGUUUAGCGACUUCAACGCCUAUCCCAAAGCUGCGUCCCACAGAUUCAGCAGCACCCCUUCAUCAACGGCCCAGAUUGGCCCCUGCUCUUCCUCCAGAUUCACCUUCACGGUUUCCCGCCAUUUCGAUUCCCUCAAGCCUUGGAAUCUCACCUUCACCGACACGUCAGCGGCCAAGCUCGGUCCAGUCAUCUCCCCCCUCAACGGUCGGUCCAUGUCAUUCGCGUCCCCGCUGGCCAGGACGCCACGCGGCGGCACGGGGACGGCCAAGAUGGGGUUCUUUCCAUCCACGCCGUUGCCGCGAAAGAGUCAGCAGGAGUUUGAUUCCACGACGACUCCACAUCAGAGGGCUGCCAGGCUGUCUUUCUUCCAGUCGCCGGCUUUGUUUUUCAAAAGGGAGUGCCACGUCAGCCGGGCUGACAGGUCACGUGAGUCGUUCGUGCCGUUUUUGAAGUUCUACCGCCGACCGUACGAUGAGAUGAGUUAUAGGUCAAAGAUGAGACCACCCCUAGGUGGACUGAUCGCCAUCGUGCCACCUCAUCUCAAGCGUCGCCACGUGUCAGUCUCCCAAAGGUUUUGAUGAUGAUGAUGAGGAUGGAAUUUUUUAUUUAAUUUAAAGUAUAAACUUGAUCGAACGGUGGUACAUAGAGUUUUGAAUAUAUUGAUCAAUUACCAUUACCAUAUGAUUAACAAACAAACUUUGUUACCCGGAAUUGUUUAGUUCAAUUUUUGUUCAUUAAAAUCCAUCUGGAAUUAAUAAACAUCUGGGAUGGACUUGGUAUUACACUCUUUAUAGACCGCA